GUUUUACAUAGCUGGUUAUUGUGGCUUCCAAUCGUCCCAGAAUCAUCCCAGUGUUUCUGAUCCUCCCUUUGGCCGUAUGUUAGCCACCUUCACUUAUAUGCAGGCCUUCUCGGUAAAAUUUCACUGUUAGACAAACUCGCACUCCCUAUAUCAAGACAGUAUUUCUUGGUAGCAGAUAACUUUUGGUAAACUCCAUCAAUAAACACACCAUGUUAAGAAGCCGAAUGAUUAAGGUGAGACCGCUUUUGCAAGAAACCAGAGCGCUUCGCAGAACCGUUUCCUCGUUCAACACCGCGGUGGAAACGGCAGAGAAGCUUGUGACGCCUGUCAAGACCAAGUUCGAAGACCCUUUUUCCAUUGUGUCGCAUGAGAUGUCUGGACUCGCCAAAAAUAUUGCCUCCUUAAUUGGGUCUGGCCACCCGACGCUCAACCGUGUGUCCUCGUACUACUUCGAGGCUGAGGGCAAGAACGUGCGGCCAUUGAUUGUGUUGUUGAUGUCGAAGGCGUUAGCGAAAAUCCCGCGCGACCAGAGAACCAGAAUCCCCAUCGAUGAGUACGACACCACCGACCAGCCAAAGUUUGCCGGGACUGUCUCGGAAACCUCCAUUGCUGGACGCUCUGUAGACGAUUCCUUGUCGCCAUUGCGCAUCUUGCACGGGAUCAACCCAAGGGUUAUUUUGGACCCGUUGAGUAAGCCUAUGGACAAGCUCCCGGAGUUUGACGCCGAAAACGGGAUCUUGCCGAAGCAGCGCCGUCUCGCGGAGAUUGUCGAGAUGAUCCACACUGCCUCACUCUUGCAUGAUGAUGUCAUCGAUCUUUCCGACGCCAGAAGAGGCAGGCCGUCUGGCAAUGUGGCCUUCACCAACAAGAUGGCUGUUUUGGCCGGUGACUUUCUCUUGGGGCGUGCGUCUGUCGCAAUUGCCCGGUUGAGAAACUCCGAGGUUAUCGAGUUGUUGUCCACCACCAUCGCCAACUUGGUCGAGGGCGAAUUCAUGCAGUUGAAAAACACUGUUUUGCUGCCAAACGCCGACAUGGUGGGCAGCAAGCAGCUCCCAACGCCCACCGGUAAAGUUCCGACCACGGUCCACGAGUACUCCGUCGCCAGUCACGCCAUUACCCACGAGCAGAACGUAGCUGCUGCCUUCGAGUACUACUUGCAUAAGACCUACUUGAAGACCGCUUCCUUGAUGUCCAAGUCUUCCAGAGCUGCUGCUGUCUUAUCUGGCGCAGAAUUGGAGAUUGUUGAGCAGAUGUACGACUUUGGUCGUAACUUGGGCUUGUGCUUCCAGAUCGUCGAUGAUAUGUUGGACUACACCGCGAAUAACGCCGAGUUGGGCAAACCAGCUGGCGCGGACUUGAAGUUGGGCUUAGCUACCGCACCAAUCUUGUUCGCGUGGCAGGAGCAGCCGGGGUUGGGUGAGUUAAUCUCCAGGAAAUUCAAGAAUCCGGGCGACGUCGAGCUUGCCAGAGCGGCUGUCAGAGACUGCCAGGGUGUAGAAAAGACGAGGUUGAUGGCAGAGAAGUACUGUGCCGGCGCCUUGGCGAAUUUGCGUGUGUUGCCAGAGUCCGACGCUAGAAGCGCGUUGGAGCUUUUGACCAACUCUGUGUUGACCAGAACCAAGUAGACGUCCAGCGUCCCGCUUCGUAUGCGGGGCGGGGCCCCUUUGGAGAGCUUUCUCUUCCACUGGGUAGUGCCACUGUAUAUAGCUAGAUUUCGGGAGUGAAUGAAUCAUAUAAUUCCCGUAGAAAUUGUGGAGGCUUUCAUGUUACUCGUCAAACGUAUGGUUCUGAGUUCAUCAGAAAUCUGGGUGGGCCUACUACGGUACAGCCGUGGUAAAAAAAAAAUUAUAGUCCCGUAUAUAUAAAAACACAAGUUUUUAUACUAUAGUAUCA
Messenger RNA from Babjeviella inositovora NRRL Y-12698, 1893 nucleotides. RefSeq names its product trans-hexaprenyltranstransferase. Gene Ontology annotation, biological process: ubiquinone biosynthetic process; isoprenoid biosynthetic process. Gene Ontology annotation, molecular function: prenyltransferase activity. The record is from RefSeq and is a predicted model, not a curated record. Bases 210 to 1625 code for a protein of 471 amino acids. The transcript has a single exon. Gene Ontology annotation, cellular component: transferase complex. NCBI's taxonomy places the organism in Eukaryota, Fungi, Ascomycota, Pichiomycetes, Serinales.